Ricinus communis (castor bean) is the source of this 2451-nucleotide messenger RNA. RefSeq names its product pentatricopeptide repeat-containing protein At1g71460, chloroplastic. Gene Ontology annotation, molecular function: RNA binding; protein binding. The record is from RefSeq and is a predicted model, not a curated record. Gene Ontology annotation, biological process: RNA modification. NCBI's taxonomy places the organism in Eukaryota, Viridiplantae, Streptophyta, Magnoliopsida, Malpighiales, Euphorbiaceae. The transcript has a single exon. The coding region runs from base 195 to 2273 and encodes 692 amino acids.
CUUUGCUGUCAUUAAAAAUUAUCGAAUUUUUAAUUAAAAUAAAAUUAAAAUUAUAACAUUUUAAUAAAAUAAAAUAAAAAAUAAAAAACUCAGUAAAAAAAAAUUAAAAGUUAAAAAAAAUGCAUUUUGCCAUUUAUAUUUGAAGAUGAAGCAAUUAUCUUCUGUUCUUUCCCUCCAGACCAGACAUAGCCAAAAUGGAAAGCACACAGUCCCGACCUCCUAUUUCUAUCUCUCUUCAUCUUCAUUCUUUCCCUCCGAAUCCCCUAAAUAACUCCGAACAGUUCUUCAAAUUCAAAGCCUAUAGUAAUCGAACUCAAAAAUCCACCAAACACCUUAACAGGUAUCUCAGAUAUCACAACAUCAAGAAACGCAAAUCAAGAUUCCGAGAAAAAGAUGCAUUCCCAUCAUCAUUACCGCUCCAUACGAAAAACCCAUCAGCGGUUUACAAAGAUAUUCAAAGAUUCACCAGACAGAACAAGCUCAAAGAAGCUCUCAUUAUCAUGGACUACUUGGAACAGCAGGGCAUCCCAGUUAAUGCCACUACCUUCUCUGCUCUUAUUGCGGCUUGUAUCCGGUCGAAAUCUUUAGAUCAUGCUAAACAAAUACAUGCCCAUAUCCGCAUUAAUGGUCUUGAAAACAAUGAGUUCUUGAGAACUAAAUUGGUUUCUCUGUAUACUUCUUGUGGUUCAUUUGAAGAUGCCAAAAUGGUAUUCGGGGAGUGUACUUCUAGCACUAGUGUGUACCCGUGGAAUGCAUUGCUUAGGGGUACUGUGAUUUCCGGUGGUAAAAGAUACAACGAUGUGGUUUCUGCUUAUGGACAAAUGAGAGAGUUAGGUGUUGAAUUGAAUGUAUAUAGUUUCUCUAAUGUUAUUAAGAGCUUUUCUGGUGCAUCAGCUUUUAAACAAGGUUUAAAGACACAUGCCCUUUUGAUAAAGAAUGGGUUUGUUGAUAGUUCAAUUCUGAGAACUUGUUUGAUUGACUUUUAUUUCAAGUGUGGCAAGAUUAAGCUUGCACAUAGAGUGUUUGAAGAAAUGCCUGACAGAGGUAUUGAUAUUGUUGUAUGGGGUGCAAUGAUUGCAGGCUUUGCGCAUAAUAGGUAUCAGAGGGAAGCAUUGGACUAUUUGAGAUGGAUGGUGAGUGAAGGGUUAUAUCCGAACUCUGUUAUAGUAACCACGAUACUUCCUGUGAUAGGAGAAGCGUGGGCAAGGAAGUUAGGGCAAGAGGUUCAUGGGUAUGUGGUAAAGACCAAAAGAUAUUCGAAUCAGUUGACAAUUCAGACUGGAUUAAUUGAUAUGUACUGCAAAUGUGGGGACAUGGUUUCAGGUAGGCGAGUGUUUUAUGGUUCAAUGGAGAGGAAUGCUAUUUCUUGGACUGCUUUGAUGUCUGGAUAUGUAUCAAAUGGGAGGCCCGAGCAGGCUUUGAGAUCAGUAGCUUGGAUGCAGCAAGAAGGGUUUAGGCCUGAUGUUGUCACUGUUGCUACUGUCAUUCCAGUUUGUGCAGAGUUGAAGGAUUUGAAGCAUGGGAAGGAAAUUCAUGCUUAUGCUGUCAAGAAUUUGUUCUUUCCUAAUGUAUCUUUGACUACUUCCCUGGUAAAGAUGUACUCGAAGUGUGGGGUUUUACACUAUUCUGUUAAAUUGUUUGCUAGCAUGGAGAAUAGGAAUGUGAUCUCUUGGACAGCCAUGAUUGAUUCACAUGCAGAAAAUGGAUAUACAAAUGAAGCAUUAUGUGUGUUUAGGUCGAUGCAGUUGUCAAAGCACAGGCCAGACUCUGUUGUCAUGGCAAGAAUGUUGAGCGUUUGCGGCAAAAUGAAAGCUUUGAAGCUUGGGAAGGAGAUCCAUGGGCAUGCCUUGAAGAAGCAUUGUGAGUCAAUCCCUUUUGUUUCAGCCGAAAUUGUUAGGAUGUACGGAAGCUGUGGAUUGAAUCAUAUUGCAAAGUCGUUCUUCCACGCGAUUCCUGUCAAGGGUUCGAUGGCAUGGACUGCCAUCAUAGAGGCUCAUGGACAUAAUAAUCUCCAGAGAGAUGCUAUCCAUCUCUUUCACGAGAUGAUAUCUGGUGGUUUUACGCCCACCCAUUUCACUUUCACAGUUGUUCUAAAUAUUUGUGAUCAAGCUGGAUUUGCAGAUGAUGCAUGCCGGAUCUUUGAAUUAAUGUCUAGAAGAUAUAAAAUUAAAGCAUCUGAAGAACAUUACUCUGUCCUCAUCGGACUGCUUACUCGUGCCGGUCGCAUUCAGGAAGCCAAAAAAUUUACACAGAUGAGUUCUUCCUCUUCAUGAAAAGAAGGAAUCUUUUUUUUUUUUUAGAAGAUACUUUCUUGUAUUCAUCAAGUUCCUAUCACCUCAUUGAGGUAGUUGAGUACUUAUUGGCAAAUUGUAUAGAUUUGUUGUAACAUCAUGUAUCAUAUGAAGGUCGGAGAAAUAAAUUCUUUAGUUGCCUUCAGCAUUGUGAUUUUAA